GCGGCAUGCCCCGAUGCCUAUACAGCACAGAGAGUUUGGCACCUUUCAAGGUUUCCUACAGAAAUAACCACAAUGACUACAGACUCUUAACCCCCCAAAACAUUAAUUUGUGUACCUUCUGACCUCAUGUCAACCGACAGAAUUCACAAAAAAAGUUCUCACAUUUGCACAAUAAAACCCCAAAUUUAAAGGAUUUCGCGAGCAGUAAACGCUUUUGCCCUUAAGCAUGCGCAGUAGCGGCUGUUUCCCGUUAAUUCCUAGGCUUCACCGCCUGCCCCCUCCCAACCUCAGCUGUUCCUACAAAUGCUCUAUAGUUUAACCCAAUGAACAGUGUAAGUUCUUGUACAGUUAAUUGGUUUAACCUGAAAUGCGUCGUUUAAGAUCGAUGCAUGUAGGCUACCUAAAAUGUUCUUGAUACAUUUUACCCCGCGUUAGAUUUGGCCUAAUAAGCUGUUCGCAUUGGUGAAACUUAGUUGUUUUUACAACUAUGUACAAUUCUAUGUGUGUAGCCUAUGCUUUAUGCUUUCAGCUGUUGUUCUGAUUCAAACGAUAUAAAUGAAUCGAAAUCUAUGAAUCGAAAUAUAUGGUUUUCCAACCCAAGUCAUAGUUUGUGCGGUUAUCGGCUCGUGCAUUUUACAUGGUCGGAUACAAUUACUUCAGCCCCUGAAACAGGAUGCCUCGAACGGGCUCCGAGUCAUUGUUAUAGAGACACUGCCACUGUGCCACACGUAGGGUCGCCUGCUUCGCAGCUUCCCUGAACUUCAUUGAUUUAAUUUCUGACGUUAAAAUAAAAAUGUGGACUGCUUUUUAAAGUGAAAACCUAAAUGUCAGCUGUGGUCUGUUGAUGGUUUAACCUGAGCGGCAAUACUUCGGGCUGUCAUGGAUACCGAGCGCGACUGCACAAGCACCAAUGAAGCCGAGACCGAAGGCGCGAAUGUGGCUGACGUGUCUGUAGAGGUGGCCACUGUGGAUGCCAUACUGGACAAGCUCUGCCGGAAGUACAGUCGAAAGAGGCGGAGGGACUGGAAGAAAGAGAAGAAGAAGAGACAUCCUCUGUGGAACCUGCAGAGCUUGGCCAUCCUCAUCAUUGUAGUGAUUUUCAUUAUAGUGGUGGUCAUGUGGUCACUGCUGUGGAUUUUCAUAUUUCGGAGGGAGAGCAGCAGUGGCGUUUAUUUUGCGGGGAUGUUCCAAGUUGCCAAUGUGGAGUUUAUUCCAGGAUACCGACACACUGGAUCCAGUGAGUUCCUGUCUAUGGCAAACAGGAUUCAAUAUGUGGUGAGCAGUGUGUACAGGAAGUCUUCUAUAUCCAGACUCUACAGGCAAGCUGUGAUAACAGACUUAAGCAGUAACGAGGGAGGUGUGCUGGUGCACUUCUGGAUGGUGUUUGCUGUCCCUCAGCUGAAGAGUACAGCAGUGUGUGAGGAGUGCGUUAGUGCCAUUAUGCGGAACUCUGUGCUCACCAGCCUACAGAACAGAUCCUCCAUUGGCUACCUGAUGGGCCUGCCAGUUGACAUGGACACCAUCAUUAUCAAUGCUGCUCUGCGUUCAGACUACACAGGGACUUCGGCAGACUCUCAGUGUGUUGAUAAGCUGUAUGCUAGCAUGCUAGGAGGCAAAGUACCCCUCAAUGUCUUCUCCUCCUGGGGAGGGCUCAGCUGCCAUAUCAAAUUGACUUCUGCCCCUGGAUCUCUGAUUCGCCUCACAAUCACUGCCUUCCAAAUUGAGGCCAGUGACUGCGUGAAUGAUGGUCUCACUGUGUAUGAUGCCCUGCUGCCCAUGAGAAGCAGGACUCUCCACAAGUUGUGUGGACCUGUGUCCCAUGCUGUGUCCCUGGUGUCCACAGGCAAUGUGAUGCUCCUGUCCUUCAGACUAGAGCAGGGAAGUAAGAGCUUUAGAGGACACUUUCAGGCCAUCGCGAAGGAAAGUUGCUUCAGUGUGAUCCAGUUGGAGUCAAAAACUGGAUUUAGUGGAGAGAUCAGCAGCCCCUUUUACCCUAGCCUGCUGCCCCCUUACUGUACCUGCACCUGGCACUUUCAGAGCCCACAUCCUUCUCUUGGUGUGGCCCUAACAUUUAAAAACUAUGUGCUGAGUCAGAAAGACCUGAGGAGCUGUGAACAUGGCUGGUGGAAAGUCAAUGAGAGCAUAUACUGUGGCAGCCACAUUGGCCAUGCCACCGUGUUCUACAUUCCAGACCCUAACCCCGAGGUGGUGUUCCGGUGCAGCUCCCGUGGAGCCGACCCACCUAUCACCGCCACGUACCAGACCUUCAACAUCAACCAGCCCUGCCCUGAUGGACACUUCCUGUGCUCCACGGGGCUUUGUGUGGACAAGAAACGCUGCUGUGAUGGAUUGGACGACUGCAUGGAUGAGAGUGAUGAACUGUUCUGCGCCAAGCCUUCCAAAAAUUGUGCUGGUUCCACCCCUUUGCACCCACUGUAUGUCUGCAAUGGAGAGAGGGACUGUGACAAUGGCAAGGAUGAAACCAACUGCACUCUGGAAACAAGUUGCUCAGAUAUUCGGUUCCAGUGCAGGAGUGGAGCCUGCAUUCUUAAGAGAAAUGCUAAGUGUGAUGGUGUAUUUGACUGUUCGGACCACAGUGAUGAGAGCGACUGUGCCUGUGGCCUGCCCAGCCUGGGGAGGUGGGGCCAGGGGCGUGUAGUGGGCGGUGCCAAUGCUCUGGAGGGAGAGUGGCCAUGGCAAGUCAGUUUGCACUUUGGAGGACAUCUCUACUGUGGUGCGACUGUCAUCUCAGCUGAAUGGCUCCUGUCAGCAGCUCACUGUUUCAGCAGGGAGAGGUUGUCAGACCCACGGCAAUGGAGAGCUCACCUUGGGAUGCUCACUCAGGGAGCUGCUAAACAUGUAGCGGAGAUCCGCAGGAUUGUGGUGCAUGAAUAUUACAACGCUCUGAACUUUGACAAUGACAUCGCCCUGUUGCAGCUCAAGAAGACCUGGGCCCCCUCCCUGAACACCUACAUCCAGCCCAUCUGCUUGCCCCCUCCCUCUCAGGCUGUCACUGAGACACACACCUGCUGGGUUACAGGCUGGGGGUACCGCUCUGAGCAAGAUAAAGUUCUUCCAUCCAUUCUCCAGAAGGCAGAGGUGGGAGUGAUCAGCCAGUGGGAGUGUAAGAGGAGCUUUGGCCUGGUGUCGCCCCGCAUGCUGUGUGCGGGUGUUCCAUCAGGGGAGAGCGAUGCCUGUCGGGGUGAUUCAGGGGGUCCCCUGUCCUGCCAGAUGCAAAGAGGAAGCCAUUGGUUCCUUACAGGGAUUGUGAGUUGGGGUGCAGGUUGUGGGAGGCCAAAUCUACCUGGGGUCUACACCAGAGUGGCCAAGUUCAUCACCUGGAUUCAGAGCCAUACUCUCCAUUCAGAGGCAUUGCAGAACCAAAGCCCCCAGUAAAGCUGAAUAUGGUGCUACAUAAAUACUCUCCCAAUCAAAUUGAAUAGCAUUUGUGCAUUUCCACAUUUGUUAAAAUGAGCAUUGUGCCUCUUCUGCUUAGUCUUCAAAUUACUUUUUAAUAGAAUUAUUAAACUGGAGAAUUAAUCUGA
Molecule: messenger RNA, 3545 nt
Organism: Anguilla rostrata (American eel)
Lineage: Eukaryota; Metazoa; Chordata; Actinopteri; Anguilliformes; Anguillidae
Gene: tmprss7
Product: transmembrane serine protease 7
Exons: 18
Coding region: 880-3396 (838 amino acids)
Biological process (GO): proteolysis
Molecular function (GO): protein binding; serine-type endopeptidase activity
Source: RefSeq, a predicted model, not a curated record